AUGUCUAAGAAAACAGUCUUAAUCACAGGCUGCAGCCAAGGAGGCAUCGGCGCCGCACUCGCCAAAACCUUCCACUCAAAGGGCUAUCACGUCUUCGCAACAGUACGCAACAAAUCCAAAGCCGACCCAUUUCUCCAAUCCGACGACAACAACACCAAAUCUAUCUCGAUAUUAGAUUUAGAAAUCACAUCCCCCGACUCAAUCAAAGCAUGUGCAGAGCUUGUCCGAGAACGUACAGGCGGAUCUCUGGAUAUUCUCGUCAACAAUGCCGGGAUGGGACUUUGUCUCCCGUUGCUGGAUACUUCCAUCGAUGAGGCGAAGAAAGUGUAUGAUUUGAAUGUUUGGGGUAUUCUUGCCGUGGCUCAAGCAUUUACGCCAAUGCUUGUCAAGGCCAAAGGCGUUGUUUGUAAUAUUAGCUCUGUUGCUGCUUGUUUUCCCUCUGCUUGGGGUGGAAUAUACAACUCCUCCAAAGCAGCAACAACCCUACUCUCGGAAACCCUCCGUCUCGAACUCUCCCCUCUCGGCGUACGAGUCAUAACUGCCAUGACAGGGGCCGUAAACACGCAAUUCUUCGCCGAUAGAACGGAUCUCAUUCUCCCCGAAACCUCAUAUUAUCAGCCCAUCCGAGACGUGAUCGACCGUGAAAACAAAGGUUUGAUAUAUACGAAUAAACAGGAUGUUGAUGUAUAUGCCAAGAAUUUGGUUAACGAUAUUGUUUCUGGGAAGAGCGGGUUGGUGUGGAGGGGACAGUCUUCUUCGAUGGCUUGGUUGUUGUCGGCGAUUUUGCCGGGGAGGUUGUUAGCUUAUUUGGUUAAUGGGGAUAAGGGGCUUGAUGAGCUUGCGCGGGCUAAUCGUGCCUAG
Molecule: messenger RNA, 861 nt
Organism: Talaromyces stipitatus ATCC 10500
Lineage: Eukaryota; Fungi; Ascomycota; Eurotiomycetes; Eurotiales; Trichocomaceae
Product: short-chain dehydrogenase/reductase, putative
Exons: 2
Coding region: 1-861 (286 amino acids)
Biological process (GO): phosphatidic acid biosynthetic process; triglyceride catabolic process
Cellular component (GO): endoplasmic reticulum; lipid droplet
Molecular function (GO): acylglycerone-phosphate reductase (NADP+) activity; triacylglycerol lipase activity
Source: RefSeq, a predicted model, not a curated record